Messenger RNA from Girardinichthys multiradiatus, 4418 nucleotides. RefSeq names its product family with sequence similarity 13 member A (gene fam13a). Gene Ontology annotation, biological process: signal transduction. Lineage: Eukaryota; Metazoa; Chordata; Actinopteri; Cyprinodontiformes; Goodeidae. The record is from RefSeq and is a predicted model, not a curated record. Bases 207 to 3446 code for a protein of 1079 amino acids. The transcript has 26 exons.
CGAGUCUGCCGGCACAACAAGUCUAAAACUUCUCUCUCUAACUGGAUCUACUUUUUGCUUUUGGAUGAUUCAGAUGUUGAGGAGUAAAGACAUUCCUACCUCUGGGCAGGGGUCUGGGGUUUUUCCUUUAACAGAGUGAGAAGAGGAGGAUAGCAGCAGUUUUCCCCUCAUCUUUAAGCCUCUGCUGGAGUUUCUUUGGUGGAAGAAUGGGGGCUGGAGCUAUGACCAUCUGUCACAACCAGGCCGCGGUGUUGGUCAAAGAAGACAUGAAGAAGAUGGUCCAGAUACCCAUGCUGAGAUCCAGAGCUGUGGCAGCCAAAAACAGCAAGAUAUUUGGAGUGUCCCUGCUGGAGCUGAGGGAGCAGGGCCUGGUGGAGGAUGGAGUGCCUCUGGUGGUGCAGAGGAUGGUGGAGCAUCUCAGCAAGCACGCUCUGCAUCAGGAAGGUCUGUUCAGAGUAAAUGGGAACGUUCGCGCUGUGGAAACCCUGAAGCUGCGACUGGAGAGCGGCGACGACAAGGACUUGUUCUCGGAGUCGGAUCUGUGCACCGUGUCCAGUCUCCUCAAACGCUACCUCAGAGAUCUGCCUGAAGGCCUGGUCAACCUGACUGUGCAGCAGAAACUGAUACAGCACUAUCACGACAGCGGAGAUGCUGUUUCCUGGUGGGUUAUUAAAGACCUGCUCCGCCAGCUGCCAGAUGUUCACCACAGCCUCUUGCGCUACCUCUGCAACUUCCUGACUCUGGUGGAGAGGAACCACAAAGAAAACCGCAUGACGGCCCACAACCUCGCUACCGUGUUUGGACCCAGUGUCUUUAAAGUUGUUCCCAGUUUUGAAGCCGUGAAGGAUCAAAAUAUUUGCAAUAAGAUCAUGGUCCAACUCAUCCAGAACUACAGCUGCAUCUUUGAGGCCAGGAACCACAAAGCGGACCACACAGAUGAGCUCUCUACACUCAGACUGGUCAAGACUGAGCUAAAAGAAGAAGACAGGCCCAGCUGCGACAGUCCAGCCCCGCACAUCGAAAAUGACCUUAAUUCACUUGAAGACAUGCAACAUCUGAACAAAAGCUGCAACAAAACUCCAAAAUCAAAGAAGACAAAGGUUAGAAAGGGGAGGAACAACGGCAUGCCUCAAGUAGCUUGUCAGCCCAGACUUGUGUCGCCCAGCACAAGGUCCUUCUCCAUACCAAUAGUUUUACCACUGACCUCAGAGCUGAGGAGUCCAAGCCCGGAGGUGAUGAACACAUCCCCUCUACCAGAACUGGACACUUUGAGAACUGCUUCCCCGCAUGUUGAUUUUAGCCUUUCUGGCAGCACGGAGGGUCUCAGCAGCUCCCAGGAUGAAGACAAACCAGCAUCCCCGUUCUACAUGAGUAACCACCUCUGCCCUGUCCACUGCAGACCAGAUGUGGUGAGGCGUUUUCUGGAUCAGACCAUAAGCUCCGCAGUAGAGCAGCACCUCUUUGACAUAAACCCCUCAGCAGAGCAGCAUUCAGAAACUUGUGGCUUGACUCCACGUCAUUCAAGCCCGAAGGGAACGCCAACUGCUCGACAGAGACGUCGACAGCAGAGGGAGCAGCAGGGGGAGGGCCUCCGACAAAGAAACCGAGCUGCAUCCACCUGGGCCGACACCAACAAGGAGAACAUCCCAACGAGCGGCGGCAGCAGUUCAGGGAGCGCAGGGGAGGAAACGGGCAGCAGCGUGGACUCGUUAGAAGACCAGAGCGGUCGUGCUGAACAGACCUCCAAACCUAGGAAGUCCAAACACUGCCCAACUCUAGUGCAACUCACUGACAACCAGGCCGCCCACACAUUUAAAGCAUGUGUUGGUGAAAGACCUGGAGAAAACCACAUGGACCCACUUGAUAAAGGAAAUGAAAUUUUAAGAAGAGAUGGACCUGGAUCCGCCUCCCAGACGUUAAGGAUGAAGAUCCAGGAAUCGCCCGUCGCUUGUGACGCGGGGAGGAUCGGAGAUGGGGAGGUGCGCGCUUCGGAACCGGACCGAGAGGACGUGCCCAGGCUGGACCUGACAGCUCUGACCGAGGACAGCAGCUGGGGAGAGUUCCUUUUUCCUAACUUCUGUUUCCUCGAUUUCAAAAGCAUUUUCCAUCCUGGUUGUUGUGAUGAGCCAAUCCCGGCAAGCCCACUGCAAAGGGAGAGCAUGGACCGCGAGGAAGCUCGGCUAUCCCCCCACGCAGGGGGACGUCUGAUCCGCCAACUGCUGGAGGAGGACAGUGACCCGAUGGUGUCCCCCCGUUUCUACGCCUAUGGACACAGCCAGCAGUAUUUGGAUGACACGGAGGUGCCUCCUUCACCACCGAAUGCUCACUCCUUCAUCAGCCGCAGACGAAGUUCAUCUCUUGGCUCCUGUGACGAUGAGAAAGAGGAGCUGACCUCCGCCCAGCUUACAAAGAGGAUUCAUGUUCUGAAGAAAAAGAUCCAGAGGUUUGAAGAGAAGUUUCAAGAUGACAGGAAAUACAGGCCCUCCCACAGUGAUAAAGUUGCAAACCCAGAAGUGCUGAGAUGGCUCAACGAACUGGCCAGGCUUCGAAAAGAGCUAAAAGAACGCAAGCUGUUGAUGUCCGAGGAGGACCUACCCCCUGUGACCCGUCAGCGCAGCAACACACUGCCCAAAAGCUUUGGCUCCCAGCUGGACAAGAAGCCCCAGCAGGAGAAAGCGCCCCAGCCUCCAGUGGAGAGCACUCUGGAGUCCAUCUUGAAGAAGCUGCAGGAGAAGAGGGAGCAGAUGAACCGCCCCGAGGACAUUAAGGAUAUGACACGAGAACAAAUUGGAGCAGAGAAAGUUGCUCUGCAGAAGGGUCUUCUCCAAUUUGAGAGCAUCCACGGCCGGCCUGUGACCAAGAACGAGAGGCAAAUCAUGAAACCGUUGUACGACAGAUAUCGCCUGGUGAAGCAGAUCCUCUGCAGAGCCUCCACCAUCCCUGUCAUAGGCUCCCCCUCCAGCAAGCGCCGAGGGCCCCUCCUUCAGCCAAUAAUCGAGGGUGAAACUGCACUCUUCUUCGACGAUAUCAAGGAGGAGGAGGACGGCUCGGAGGACGAUGGAGACACAAAGACUCAUUUCACAGAGAACAUUCAGCCCGAGCUCAGUGUUUUCAGCUUCAUGGAUGAGGAAGUGGAUGGUUUCAUUUCUCCUGUGGAUGAACUUUCACCCUCAAAAACCACAGCAGACAUGGGGCUGUCCAACCUGCACUCGGCCACCAUGCAGGAACUCGUGGAGCAGCUUCAAGAGACAAGAGAGGAAAAGAAGAGGAUCCGCAAGAACCUAAAAGAGUUUGAGGACCAAUUCUUCAGACAAAACGGAAGAACUGUCCAGAAGGAGGACCGCUCCCCGCUUGCAGACGAGUACCACGAAUACAAACAUGUGAAAGCCAAACUGCGACUGCUGGAAGUCCUCAUCAGCAAAAGAGACUCAACUAAGUUCAUCUGAGACAAUAUAGAUUCAAAUAAAAUUUACCAGGACUGGUGCUCAGUUUCUUGUGAAAAAACACAUCUCACUCUGUUGGAAUAUACUGGGAACAACGCGAUGCUCUGGGAAAACACAAAGCCAAGCCAGACGUUCUUCUCCAUCUCACCUCAACUUUGAAGCAAGAACUUUCUUCACACAAAGCAGCACACGCACAAAUAAACUUGCAUCACUGAUCAUUUAUUUCUAUCAAUUUGAUAGUUUUAAAAGAAUUGUUAUGUUAAACUGUAGAAAUCCUUAAAGUAAAAUCCUAAUAUUAUUUAGAAAAAAAAAAAAUGUCAUCAAACUGUUGCUAUUUUUGAAGGAUUUUGUGAUGAAGAUGUGUAUUUAUGCUGUUUUUCUAAGGGAGAUGUUAUUGUUUGUAUCAGUUUUCACCAGAUGAAUAGCUUCUGUUAUUUCAGUUUUGCCCUCCAUGUACUGUCUGAAAUAAUAUUUUUAUUCUGCUUCUGUAGAAGUUUAAUCAAGUACUUGCUCACUAACAGAAACGGAUUUCUCUUUCACUACAACCCAUAAAUGGCGGCUCAGAGUAUAGGAAAUGAUCACAGUCAAUCAAACUUCUCAAUUUUGUGACCACUUCAGCAGCGUUUGGCAGGAUAUUGUUUAUAUGCUUUUUAAUUUAUGUCACAUAAGCUGGUCUGGAAAUCACUGUUUGGUGUUUUCACACACUGUUCAAAGCAGACAAGGCCAGGUGAGUGUGCAGGACAGAACAUGGCUGCCUGUUUGUUUCUCUGUAAAUAUGGAUCACUAAGUAUGUUUACAUUUCUGUGAGCGAGUACUUUUCUCCUUUCUUUCUCCAAAAUGGAUGAUUACUUGUGUGAAUUUUGUUUUCACUUAGUGUAAACACUGGCCAGGCUUAACGAAUCUUGAGUGUGUACAUUUUAGUACAUAAAAUUGUAUUUUGUAUAUAAUAUGGAUUAAAUCAUAUUUUUAUUGACA